AUGCGCUUCUGGUGGCCGGAUUGGCAGCCUCGAGAGCGCUCGCUGUCUUCCGACAGCGAGUGCUCUACGGCCAGCCACUCUAGUCUCGCCAGCGAUGCGUCUUUCUAUAGCGCGGAUGCUGACGCAGAGAUUAGAGCGGCUGACGACUCUUUGGGGUGGGACGGUCCACUAGGGGUCGGGUUACCCAUUGUGGAUCCGCUUGCCCCCGUUUUGGACUCGGACGAGUCCCAAAAUGAGUCUUUUGGCGCCUCUCGCGGGGCGCCAUAUCUCGGCGCCGACGGCGCCUCAGACGGUGCAACUUCGGGCACGGGUAUAUCACCUGCGGCGCCCAUUGCACAGGCAACGACAACACGUGGCGACCCCUCGGGCGACCAGGCGCCAACCCGGUCUUCGAGCGCGACCUCGCGUCGUUUCGAAGAUCGGGCAGCGGACGGACGUCCGCUCGGCCAGCCAAUCAGCACGCCCGGUCCUCUUAUACUCGGUUUGAGUAUAGGAGGAGGGCCACGUGGCGAGAAUUCUCUUCCCUUCGCCUCCACUGCCAACGGCCACGAUGGCCUCGCGCCCCCUAUACUUGGUCUAAGUAUAGGGGAGCUGCAACCACCUUCGGCCGGCUCCCCAGUCGUCGGUUUGGACCCCUCGGUCCUCCACGCGCGCCGUUCGGCUGGCCACGACUCUUCUCUGGCCUCGCCCGGCCUUCAAGCGCGCCGUUUGGCUCUCGAAGACACCGCGAUUGUUGAGUUGGCACCCGGCAGGGCGGCAGGCAUGCUGCCCGACCCGGUCGUGCCCGGGGUAGCGCUGGCUAGCGCUCCCCAGCCCCCAACAAGCCACCAAGCGCGCCGUUUGGCUGUCCAAGACCCCACUUCGGCCUCACCCGGCCCUCAAGCGCGCCGUUUGGCUGCUGAAGACCUGGCGAUUGUUGUUUCGGCACCCGGUAGGGCGGCAGGCAUGCUGCCCGACCCGGUCGUGCCCGGGGAAGCGCUCGCAGCCGCCACGGCUCGCGCUCUGGGUGUUGCCCAUGGCCCCAGCGACCUCGAGGGCGUCCUUAGCGACGACGAGGACGCCUUGGAAGACCCCGUCGACGCUGCCAGCCCCUCGGAAGUCCUGGCGAGUGUGUUGCCUUCACCCGAAAGGGCAGGUGGCAUGCUCGCCGACCAGGGAGCCUUGGCAUGCCUCCUCGCAAGCAGUGAGGCCUGCAUGCACGACGGCCCCGCCACUCCACCCAGCACAGCCGUUGCCAUGGACGUGGAUGAAGGGGCCCUAUGGACGGCGCCGUCGCAGCACCCCCUGUCGCCGCCACGAGAGCUUCGUGUGGCAGGCAAGCGUCGGCGUCUCAACGACGUCGACGACGAAGACCAACGGGAGCUGGCCGAGCUCUCGCAGCUUGUCGACGAGGACGAGGCUGGGAUUCCUACCCUUGCGCUCAGGCCAUCCGCGGCCAGCACUAUACCGGCCUCUGUCCUCUCCGUGUUCGUGCACAACGCGCAACACUUCCAGUGCACGUUGUGCACGUACACGGCUGCCAGCUUCGCGUCCCUGACACGUCAUCGAGUCUCUAGGCACCGCCGCAUCGCCUUCAUGGACCGGUUCUCGGCAGGUUGUGCGUGUGGCACCCCCUUCACGUCGAGGCUGGCUGCAGCAACACACGCGCAAGCGUGCACCAGCCUUCCGACUACCAUUUUGGCUGCGGCUUCGUCGACGGGAGGAGCAUCAAGCCACACCGUCGUCGGCGCUACGGCCACUGUCUCAGCGGUCGCCAUCGUCGUGCCUGCCCUGCCUCACCAAGAUGUUUCGGAGCCCACAGCGUCCCCCCCCGCUCGUGAGCUUUUCCACCGUUGUCUUACAGGUGACCGAUGA
Messenger RNA from Peronospora farinosa, 1854 nucleotides. Lineage: Eukaryota; Oomycota; Peronosporomycetes; Peronosporales; Peronosporaceae. The record is from the annotation of a GenBank genome assembly.